Molecule: messenger RNA, 1272 nt
Organism: Medioppia subpectinata
Lineage: Eukaryota; Metazoa; Arthropoda; Arachnida; Sarcoptiformes; Oppiidae
Source: the annotation of a GenBank genome assembly
AUGAAAGACCACAACGAGAGCGGGAGCCGUGGCGUCAACCGUACGGCCAAUUCGGGCCUCAAUUUUGACUUUCCGUCACUUAAUCUCGACUUUCAUUCAAUCAGUGAAGCGUUGAGUCCAAGAAAUUUGUCCACAAAUUGGGAUCAACUGAUGGCUGCGACCAAAUGCGGCACAAAUCGGCCCAAAGACAUCGCUUGUCAGAGCUGUUCCAUCAAAUUCACUGUCUUUAAGAGGAAGCGGACGUGUAUUGACUGUAAUAUGGAUUUUUGCAAUCAAUGUCUUAACAAAGACUUGGGAUACGACCGCAAGAAUCACUGCAAACGGUGUGUUGUCUUCAGUGCGGUUCCGUUGGAUAGGAAUGCGUUGAAUGGUCUGAGAGCUCGUGAUCUCAAAUGGUUUUUGGCCUCAAAGCGAAUCCCCUCUCAGAUGUGUAACGAAAAGGGAGAACUCGUCGAUCUUAUCAUACAAUCAUUUUCUCCGCAAUCAAACGCUUCUUCAGAGUCGAGUCAAUUCAUGCGGCCCUUCGAUAGGGAGACCAGAGCUCAGCCCACAAAUGAUAAUCAAAGCGAAAGUCAAUCACAAACCCAGAGUCACAACAAUGUGGAGCCGUUGCCCAUCCGUUCUGCUUAUUCACCCGUUUAUCCAUCGCUUAAUUCAUUGAAUACCAAUUCUAAUCCAAUCAACGAUUCAAACGCGGGUAGCAGUGAAUCGGUGAACACUAAGCCCGAGUCCACUCCAAACAAGUCCAACACUUAUUUCAAUAUCGAUGACUUGAAAUCAAUGGAUCAGUUGAAGGCAUUGAGUGUCAAACAGUUGAAACUCAUAUUAACCCGAAAUUUCAUCGAUUAUAAGGGAUGUGUGGAAAAGGAAGAGCUUCUCUCCAAAGUUGAACGGCUCUGGAAUGAUAGACAAGAAAAUAAAACUCAAAAUUUGGAUGACAUUCCCGAUUCAAAUGUGUGCAAAAUAUGUAUGGAAUCUACCAUUGAUUGUGUACUAUUGGGUAAGCAUUGCGUGUUAGACCCGAUGGGUGUUGUGUUGCAAUUAUCAUACAUUGAUGUCCGCAAACCCGCACUCACGAGUCGGAUGUACUCUUUGAACAUAACUAUAAUUAUGUUAUAUCUGAAAUUAAUGCUGAAAUGUAUAAAUACGUACAGUGUAUGUGAAGUUACCGCUCAAAACGGUCUACACCUAUCAUACUCUAUGGUUCAACUCUUCAUAGAGAAAGUCAUACGAAUGAAUCGAUUUGUUGUCUUCCUUUGGGAAAUCAUUUGA